Messenger RNA from Lactuca sativa (garden lettuce), 1143 nucleotides. Its product is annotated as rac-like GTP-binding protein ARAC3. Lineage: Eukaryota; Viridiplantae; Streptophyta; Magnoliopsida; Asterales; Asteraceae. Gene Ontology annotation, molecular function: GTPase activity; GTP binding. The record is from RefSeq and is a predicted model, not a curated record. Gene Ontology annotation, biological process: small GTPase-mediated signal transduction.
AAAGGUGGCCCUCGAUAACUUGGAAUUAAAGGGAUUUGAAAAGGAUUGAAAUCAAGCGUUUGUAGUUUUAUAGCUGUCCCAACCCAACAAAGUUCCUCCCGCAAUUCUUUUUUCCUUUUCCUUGCCCUUCUCAUUCUCUCUUCACAGAGACAGAGUUUAUGUGUAAAAUCAUUCUAGGGUUUUCAUUUUCGAGGGAAGAUUUGAAGCCCUUUGAUUUGAAAUCUUGAGGAGAAAGAAGCUAAUCAAAGCAAAAGGGAAAUCGUUGGAUUCGGUCGUCGGAGGUCAAAUCCGAGCUCCGGUCGCCGGAAGAAACAAGAAUGAGCGCCUCUCGGUUCAUAAAGUGUGUGACAGUCGGCGACGGAGCUGUUGGAAAGACUUGUAUGCUCAUUUCUUACACCAGCAACACGUUCCCCACUGAUUAUGUGCCAACGGUUUUUGACAAUUUUAGUGCAAAUGUUGUGGUUGAUGGGAGCACUGUUAAUCUCGGAUUGUGGGAUACUGCAGGUCAAGAAGAUUACAAUAGAUUGAGACCUUUGAGUUAUCGUGGAGCUGAUGUCUUUAUACUUGCGUUUUCUCUCAUUAGCAAGGCUAGCUAUGAAAACGUUUCUAAAAAGUGGAUUCCUGAAUUGAGGCAUUAUGCACCUGGAGUUCCAAUAAUCCUUGUUGGAACAAAGCUAGAUCUUCGUGAUGAUAAACAGUUUUUUACUGAUCAUCCUGGUGCAGUUCCAAUUACAACAGCUCAGGGAGAAGAGUUGAAGAAGCUAAUUGGUGCUCCUUCUUACAUAGAGUGUAGCUCAAAAACACAGCAGAAUGUGAAGGCUGUUUUCGAUGCGGCUAUUAAAGUGGUUCUGCAGCCACCAAAACCAAAGAAGAAAAAGAAGGCAAAGGGUCAAAAGGGGUGCUCCAUAUUAUGAAUGAGUUUGCAAUUGCAAAUGAAAGAGAGAAGUCAAGUCAACCAUGUGGUGCUAAUUACCUUUCUACCCUUUUUCUUAAAGUACCUUGCUGAUAAAUUGCUCACUUUUGCUUUCUGUCUUAAGAAAAACAAAAAUAUGUUGUGUUGUGCCAAAUAUCAAGUAGAUUGGACUUUCGAUAUCAUAUGUAUAUUGUUUAACACCAAAUAGUUGAGUGAGGCUAUUUUGGGUA